This is a messenger RNA of Anas platyrhynchos (mallard), 10919 nucleotides long. It is a transcript of the gene NHLRC2, whose product is annotated as NHL repeat containing 2. The record is from RefSeq and is a predicted model, not a curated record. Lineage: Eukaryota; Metazoa; Chordata; Aves; Anseriformes; Anatidae. Gene Ontology annotation, molecular function: protein binding.
AUUACUGUUUAAUUACAACCGUGCCGCCCGCGUGUCGAAUCUGCGGCGGCCAAACGGCAGGGCGGCAGCGGCGGGCGGGAGGCGCCAUGGCGGCGGGGGCGCUGCCCGGGCUGCGGCCCGCCCAGACGCAGCUGGAGUACGGCCUGCUGGACGCCGACAGCCCCCGCGACAAGGAGGCCUUGGUCUACGGCUACCUGCAGAAAGCCGACAGCCGGGAGCGGGACCUGACGGUGCCCGAGCUCGGUGGAGAUCUACAAUGGCUGAACACCGAAGGUCCUAUUUCUCUUCACAAAGACCUUUGUGGAAAAGUGGUGGUGUUGGAUUUCUUUACUUACUGCUGUAUCAAUUGCUUGCACCUGCUGCCUGAUCUCCACGAGUUAGAGCAGCAGUACUCUGAUAAAGAUGGCCUUGUUAUUAUUGGUGUCCACUCAGCGAAAUUCCCGAAUGAGAAAGUCCUGGAUAACAUCAAGAGUGCAGUUCUGAGAUACAACAUUGUCCACCCAGUAGUAAAUGAUGCAGAUGCAACAUUGUGGCACGAGCUAGAAGUGUCCUGCUGGCCAACUCUGGUCAUUCUUGGCCCUCGUGGAAACAUGCUCUUUUCGCUUGUUGGAGAAGGCCACAAGGAGAAGCUGUUUUUGUUUACUUCUGUAGCACUGAAAUUCUACAAGGAGAGAGGACAAAUCAAGGACAACAGUAUUGGAAUAAAGCUAUACAGGGACUCCCUCCCACCUUCUCCCCUGCUGUUUCCUGGCAAAGUGACAGUAGAUAAUUCAGGAGAAAGGCUGGUAAUUGCAGACACUGGACAUCACAGGAUUUUGGUUACUCAGAAAAAUGGGCAGAUUCUGCACACUAUUGGAGGUCCAAACAGUGGAAGAAAAGAUGGAAGAUUUUCAGAGGCAUCUUUUAACUCACCACAAGGAAUUGCUAUAAAAAAUAAUGUUAUUUACGUAGCUGAUACAGAAAAUCAUCUAAUUAGAAAGAUUGACCUGGAUUUAGAGAUCGUGACUACUGUAGCAGGCAUUGGGAUACAAGGUGUUGACAAGGAAGGUGGAGCAAAAGGAGAAGAGCAGCCUAUCAGCUCUCCAUGGGAUGUGGUUUUUGGUAAUUCAGUUUCAGAGACCCAGGAAGAUGAUGUUUUAUGGAUAGCGAUGGCAGGCACGCAUCAGAUAUGGGCACUGAUGUUGGAAGGUGGAAAACUGCCAAAGGGAAGUGAUUUAAAGAAAGGAACCUGUCUUCGAUUUGCUGGGAGUGGAAAUGAAGAGAACAGAAACAACACCUACCCUCAUAAGGCAGGCUUUGCACAACCUUCAGGUCUCUCUCUGGCUUCCGAGGAACCGUGGAACUGCCUUUUUGUAGCAGACAGUGAGAGCAGCACCGUGCGAACAAUCUCUCUGAAAGAUGGAGCAGUGAAGCACCUUGUAGGAGGAGAGAGAGAUCCAUUGAACUUGUUUGCCUUUGGUGAUGUGGAUGGAGCAGGCAUAAAUGCGAAGCUGCAGCAUCCCCUAGGAAUAACAUGGGACAAGAAAAGAAAAUUGCUUUAUGUGGCAGAUUCCUAUAAUCAUAAGAUUAAGGUUGUAGAUCCCAAAACAAAGAACUGCGCUACCCUGGCAGGCACAGGAGAAGCAAGCAAUGUUAUUGGUUCCAGCUUUACACAGUCAACUUUUAAAGAACCAGGAGGUUUGUGUGUUGAAGAGAAUGGCCGCCUGAUGUAUGUUGCAGACACAAAUAAUCAUCAGAUUAAAGUGCUGGAUUUGGAAACAAAAAUUCUUUCCAUGUUGCCUAUCCUGAAUCCAGAAAUGUGCGAUGUUCCAGAUCAUCUGCCUGUGCAAAAGGACAAAACAGCAAACCUUCCAAAACUGCCUAAAUCUGCACCAAACAUUCAACUUCAUCCACUGACCGUAGCUCCUGGCCAGACAAUUCAGUUUUUAUUGAAGUUGACCCUCCCUCCAGAUUCAACACUGAAUGAAGAAGCACCCAACGCCUGGUUUAUCACAGCAGAAGAUAAUACAUGGUUGCUUCAAGGACAGAAUCUGUCUGGAAAAAUUAAGGAUGUUUCCUGUCAAACUGUCAUUCCCUUUCAGUUACCAAGGAGCUGUCUAUCAGCUGAAGCUGUCCUGGCUAUCAAAGCGUGCCUCUACUAUUGCAGCAAAGAUAGCAGUGCCUGUUUGAUGAAAGGAAUCUCAUUCAGUCAGCCUUUACAGAUAGCAAGUGAAAACCAAGCCAGCUUGACUCAAGUUGAACUAACAUACACAUUUUUAACUAACUAACCCAAAGCCAGCUAAUGUGGUGCUUUAUUUUGCUUUCCACUGUAGGAGAAAAUAUGGAUAGAUAACUUUUCUCCAUUGGCCAUUUUCCUGGAGCUUAUGACAAACCUAAGAAAUAAUAUUCUUGGUAAAAUGCAGUAGAAUUCCUUACAGUUUAACAUAAAAAUUUAUAAUCACAACCUGAUUUAUUUUCAUUACAGUAGAAACAAUGAUACUGUAAUACUUCAGACUCCGUUGCCAGUUGUGAAUACAUUGGACGUACGCCAUUCUAAGCAAUGAGCAAAAAUUUUUAACGUCCUUUUGAAAGAGUUAGUAUUGCCUUGUGAUUACACUGUAAGAAAUUCUUUGCACUAUAUGUACUGUUAGAAUAAUCAGAUCAUUUCAGACUAACAGUUAGAGAUUCCUUUUGUGCCCUUAAAUUUUAAUAGAAUGUCAAACCUAAUAGUUUCUUUCUCCAGGCUGUAAAAGGAGCAUCUUGCUUAUUUCUCUGUAGUGGCACUUUUGACACAUGUAUUUUGAAAAUACAUCUUAAACUAGGUGCAGCUCUAAUGUUAUGCAAACUGAUUGUUUUGUUUAACUAGAUAUGACUGCCUUAUAUGAAGAGCACGGUUUCAUGGAAAAAUUUCUGUGAAAGGAAAUGUUUGAGUUCCUACAAAAAAAAAAAUCAUGCUGAUUUCUAACAAAGAAUGUGCCUCUCUAAUGUGUGCGUAUAUUUGUAAAGAAAAAGAAAAUGCUGGAAUCUUUCUGAUAUAUACUGAUUUACAUUUUAUGUAAGUGGUAGAAAAUGGUUGAUUAUCUAAACUGCAAAAAUUAAAUGUCAACCAUUUCAAGCAGGUGAAUCACUUUCCUUUUCCACUUUUAUGAUUUCUUUGUAAAACCCAGUCUGAAGACUUCUGUCUUGGAAGCAUACAAUAUUAAGAAUGACGCUACACUCCUAAUGUGUGAUUCAAAGUCUUUUGAAGUUGCUGUUUGUCCACCCAUUUGUUAUGGUGGCCUCUGAAUCAGAACCGUACAUUUAAUAAUGGAUGGUUGCAUUUGUGUCUAGAGGUUCUGAGCUUUUGCUAGAAAACUGGUGAUUCAGUCUUUGAGUGAAGUGCUUUGAUUUGAAGCUGUAUUCCCAAAACUCUGCCUUUGGUGGUUAAAUGUUUUGUGAGUAAAAUUUGAUCAAUUUGCCAUAGGAAGUAGCAGGAGUAUGGGAGGAUGUGCAAUUUUCUUAUUGAAUUGGAAGGAUUUCCACAGUGCUUAAGUGUAAUUGGAUUAAGUCCAGUGCUCUGAUUAUGAGGAUCAGUUCUGAGAAGGUGAACUUGUUUUAAAUUUGAAGAUGGUAUUUUUACGUAUAGUAUGAUGUAUAGUAGUGAAAGAAUUGUUAUGGUGUCUUUUCUAAAGCAGUCACCAUUGUUCCUGACACCUGUCAGUAAACUCCUGGUAUGAUUUGUUGUUGCUCAUUCCUAAUUGAAAACUGAUUGAAAUGUUGGUCAUGAACUCCAGAGGCUUUUGUUUUAAGGGAACCAUGUGGAUUGGUGUGGUUUUUCCUUCUAUUGAAAUGCCAGCAUAUCUGUGAGUUCUCUACAGUACCAGAAAUUGUAGUUAUCUCACCUGUCAGCAAGGCAGGGACUGAACUAUUAUUUUCUUGUGUUUAUUUUUUAAGCAACUUUUCUAAUUCAGUGUUUCAGUUCCUUUGAGUAAACCUCUCAAUCUCACAUACCAUUUUGAAGAAGGAUAAAGCUUUGCUACUUUGUUCACAAAUUGCAAAUGCUGUUGAAAGGAUGAAGGUAAAGAAACCGAUUAUAGGGCAUUAAUCACUUCUCACACUUUAUUACAAAUCUUUAAGAGUUUUUGUUGUUGUUUAUUUAACUUUGGGUGGUAGCCAGGAAACCUUAGAUAAGCUUCCAGCUAACUCACAAUUUUUCUGUUGCUUACUGUAAAAAGAAAGCGUUAGUUUCAGAAGUUCAGAAUAACAAAUUAAAUUCUUACAGUUAUCUUGAGUAUACAACUGACCAGAUAAGUUUUUUUGUUGUUGUUGUUGUCUUUUUUUCCCACUCUCAUUUCCAACUAAAAUUAUAUUUGUCUGUUUUGAUUGGACAAGACCAUCAAAUUCUACCUUGUAUUUUGGCAUACAGAAAAAAGUCGCAACAGAUCUGUUAUCUUAAUGACACUUUUUAAUUAAAGUAUUGCUUUAAUUAAUGUAGGGAAAGGCCAUGUAUUCCUAACUUUGUUUAACUACAGUGUAUAGUGUUUAAAUAUGGUGUAGUAGACAUAUACAUACAUUUAUAUCGAAAAUAUAAACAAAUGUUUAAGGGUCAUAUCCUUUUUGUUUUCAAGAUUCAACUUUCUAUUUACUGUGUGUAAAUGCAUUCAGAACCACUGCAGCUUAUUGGGAAGGUGUGAUAGUAGAUAGUAGGAAAACUGUUGCAUAAGCAUCAAGCUGAAGUCUGGGAUCAGACUGUAAAGGACCUUUAAAGAUUUAGUUGUAGCCGUAUUUUAAGUAGUGAAAACAAUUUCUGCUUUACUAGCAGGGAGUAGGAAAAUGUUUUUGAACCUUUUUUUUUUUUUCUUUCUCUUAAGUCCAUGUCUUGCAGCAGUUGACUGUAUCCUGUAUAAACUGAGGGGUGUAUACUAACCAGGGGGUUUAAUGGUGAACUUGGCAGAGCUAAGUUAAGGUUUGGAGCAGAUGAUCUUAGAGUUCUUUUCCAACCUAAAUGAUUCUGUGAUUCUAUUUCUAGAAUCUGAACUUUAGCUUUACCCUAAAAAAGAGACAGAAGGUGUGAGACCAUCUCAAAAACUUGACCUGAAAAAGGUGAAUGUCCUGGAAUGCUUUUCCCCCUGCAUCCCAUAAGUUCUAAACCAUUCUAUGCAAUAUCCCCUUCAGUUUACAAGGGAGAGCUUCUUUCCCUGACUUGUCUUAGCGGGUUUCACGCAAGGACACUGCUGUUAUCAUUCUCCAUCUUCUGAGAUGUAGCUGAUUCUCAGCAUGCUCCGGUUCUUCCUGAUGAUGUUACUGGGGUUCUUCUGAUCCUCAGUCUGUGCAUUCACUAUGACUGGCGUUUAUCACAUAGCCUAACUUUUUUUGUCCAAGGAAUAGCACACACAUCACUGAGUCCCUCCUUAUGUUUCACUUGUGGCGUACAGACAUUUGAAUGUUCUAUAAUUAGAAUAACAUGCUUUUUAAAGGCUUAUGAUGUUUACUUUUACUCUACAAAAGGGAUGCUAUUUCCAUUGCUUUCUCCAGGGUUUAGAAGAUGCUGUUACACUAAAGCAAGAAGUGCCAUAAGUGUAACCAGACAGGCAAAAACAAUAGCUUGUACAAGCUACAGAAGUUUCAGUUAAGUUACCAGAAACCAUCUUCAAAAUACAAUUCAGAAAAAUGGGAAAUUUUACUACUGUCUCUAAAUACUGAUAAAUUAGAUGGCUGCUAUCUAUUUGUAUGGUAAUGUAGUUUAUAGUGUUUCCUGAUAUAAAAUAAAAAUAAAAAAUCAACUAAAAAUUCCACUACCAGCAUAUUGGUAUGGCUCAGCAUUCCCAGAUUUGUAUCUUACAGUAACAGUAUGUAAUUCAAGGCCUUUUCAAAUCAUGCUUUCCCACUGACUUUAAUAGGUUUUGCAUCAGACCUAUAAAGUCAUAAAUUACUGUAGCAAAUCUCUAAAGAAUAUUGGUCAUGCUUGCUUUGUAUAAUGGAAAGAAAUUCAGAGGCAUUUGCAGUUUUUAGUUCUAGUAUUUGCUUUCCUGGAACAGCACUUUUUUUUUCUUUUUUUUUUUUUUGGUAAAUUGUUUAGCCAGAGUAAAAGUGCAUAUGGCUUUCAGUAUAUUAUAUAUAUUCUUUACGCACUUUUUUAUUCCAAUGGGAAAAUCUUGUAGUUCAAAGUAAAAGUAUCUUUUGUGAGAGCAUCAAGAAAAACUUGUUCCUUAUCUCUUGCUUAGAGGAGGGAGAUGAUCAGAACAAAGUGACUUCCCUUCUUGUACAGGGGCAUGUCCUUUUCCUCCUUUAAUUAUUGACUAUUUACUCUAGCAAAGAGAGUUGCAUUACUGACCACAGUUUCAAGUUCUCUUGAGUUUUUGAUUCCUAACAAGGUUUGCUAUGUACAUGACAGCCUUAAAUGUUUGACUUUGCAGAGUUAUCAAUGAUAUAUCUAGUUUAAAAUGGCUUACAGUUUAGCAGACAAUAGCAAAGAUUUACGCAUUUCUUGAAAAUUACUGUUCCUUCUUAACACUUACCUCAAAGACAUAUUGCAGCUAAAUUUCCACAGAAGUGUGUAUUCAUAAACUGUGUUGCAAGUCAAAAGUAAGUUUUCUUCACUGUAUGAUGUGUGAGAGGUGCUGUAACAGGUUGUGUGUGUGUGUGUGUCCUCCAGGCUGUACUUCUUCUAACAGAAGAAUUUACCAUGUGUAGCAGUUUAUUACUUACCCUUCCUGAUGGUAACUGCACACUCAAAUCUGCCAGCUCAGUUGUUUGUAUAAUCAGCUAAGAUAACCAAUUUAAGUUAGCAAAGAGGUAGUAUUUAAAAUUAAUUAUAAUCAUUUUCACUGAAAAAAGUUUGUCAGGGGUUACACGAGCUUCUCUGUCCCUCAUCAGGAAGAUAUAAGAAUAGUGAGAGUUAGUUGCAGACAGUCACUGCAAAAGUGAGACCUUUUGUUUUGUUUUUUAGUCGAACCAUCACUUCUGGCUUCGCAUUCUGCAGCAGAUCAUUAAUUCAGAAAUAUUUCUAAUAAUAUUUUACAUUCUGUUGUGUUCAUAUAACCAAGCUUGACUGCUGUCUUCCAUCAGACCCAGCUCUUCUGAUAGUUUUGUAGAUGUUGAACUGUUGUAUGUAAAAUCACUUUCUCUUGUUAAAGAUUAGCUUUCAUUCUUAUUAAGGAUUCAACACAACUAUGACUUGAAUUUCUGGGUUUAUUUUGAUUUUUGUCAUGAUAUUGGAGGGGGUUUAGGGUGAAGAGAGGAGUUGGUCAGGUUUCUGUGUCUACUUUUUCCUCCUGUAGCUUCCCCAGGACUGAAAUAUGGCCAGUAUCUUAUUACCAUAGAUGGAUCCAAGUAGGAUAAUUCCCUUGCCCCUCCCCUGCUUUAGGGCUGGGGUGUAAAAAGAAAGUGCAAUAGGGCUCUUCCAUUCAAGGACAAUGUUACCUGGCAGCUCAUUCCAAAUGGGUGCAAAUGAGGUGAGGGUUUCAAGCUGAGUUGCACAGCACUGAUCCUCAGAAUGCAUAGACCUAGUGUGUACUGCCAUUCUGGAGUUACCUGCUUUCUAGGUCUAUCCCUCUUUAUGGCCUGUAAAAUUUUGCUCCAUACAGAAGGUGAGAAUUUAGCCCUUACUCUCACUGAAAAAAAUAUGUAAUCAAUUGAUUAUUUAGUGCUCUUUAUUUUAAGAUAACCUGCUAAUAGUUACUGAAAUCCAGGACCUGUCUAAACCCUUCCGUAUAGUUCUAGGUAACAUUAAAGUAAGAUUAUGUCCUCAAGUCAACUUCAUCAAACUCUACAACGAUGCAGCUACCAUCAUUUUUUAUUUUUAUUUUUUACCUUUAUCUCUGGCCCUAUUCAAUGAAGUUCUGAAUUUGUUUCUAGAUCUCCUAAAGCAUCUCAAACAUGAGUAGCUUAUGCAUGGACUUUCUUGGCUCUUAGUUUCAGGAAACUGCAGAUUAAAUACUUAAGAAUAUUAGGUGAUUUGAAAGAUACCCCAGCUUGCUAUCUUGUUGAAGAUUGUGCGUAAUUAUUAUCACAGGGUAACAUACUUUUGAUACAGCUGAAAGACUAAAACCUUGGAUUUACGUUGAGUGUUUGUGCAGCUAUAGUUACAUGUUGUUUAGUGUACUGCCUUGUUGGUCCAAUGCUUUCAAAGCAUACGAGAGGACUUUUUGUCCAACUGCAGGCUCUAGGGAUAAGAAAAAGAAUUACAAGUGUUUUUCAAGCCUUGCUUAGUUCCUUUAUAACGUUGAUAAUUUUGAGUUAAAGAAAUCGCACUUGUAGAAAUCUAUUUAUAAGUCUACCUUAACUUAAUGCUCUGUACUUAACAUGCCUCAGAAGAGCAAUAUUCCACAAUAUAUUUUUCCCUUCUUGAUGGAGUAUUUAGAAACUCAACCCAUCUGGACAUUGUCAGACUUCAUAGUAAGUGAGAUAACUACUCCCAAUUUGGUUUUAUGUUUAAAAUAAAUAAAUAAGAGCUAGUUCUUCAAGCUUUUGGUGAAGCUGAAAUACCUGGUUUUGAACCAUCCAUUCAAGAAAUGUGUGCUGAGAGUUGGCUAUUUCAGAUAACUUCCAGGUUUUAAAAUUUUGGAAUUGAGAGUUAGAGUGGUGGAACAUAGCCAACACGGGUUCAUGAGGGGAAAGUCCUGCUUAACUAAUUUAAUUUCCUUUUAUAGCAAGGUUACUCAUCUAGUUGACCAAUGGAAGCCAGUAGGUGUAAUUUUGGGGGGAUUUUAGCAAAGCUUACAGUAUUGUUUCUCUCCAAUGUCCAGCAUACAGCUUGGCAAGUACACAACACGAUGGGUAAACAAUUAGCUGACAGAUCAGGCAGAGUUGUUGAUUCCCUCAAGGGAAGAGAGGCCUGCAAGGAGAGAGCUCACAACAAAUUAAAGGUCUGGGCAAUCACCGAGUGAAGUUCGACAGGAGCAAGUGCUGGAUUCUGCAGCUGGGAAGGGGCAAUCCUGGGUAUACAAACAGACUGGGGAAUGAGAGGCUGGAGAGCAGCCCUGCAGAAAGGGAUCUGGGGGUUCUGGUUGAUGGCAAGCUGAAUAUGAGUCAAUAGGAGUGUGCCCUGGCAGCCCAAAGAGCCAGCUGGGCAUCAAGCACCACGCUGCUAGCUGGUCAACGGCAGGGAUUGUCUCCCUCUGCUCUGUGCUGGUGCAGCCUUGCCUCAAGAACUCUGCAUUUUGGGGCACAGCAGUGUAAAAAGGACAUAGAACUGUUAGAGAGUGCCCAAAGGAGGUUUACAGAGAUGGUGAAGGGCCUAGAGGGCAAGACGUGUGAGGAGCAGCUGAGGUCCCUGGGUUUGCUCAGCCCCGAGCAGAGCAGGCUGGGGGGAGGCCUCAUGGUGGCCUGUAGCUCCCUCACGAGGGGAGCGUUGGGGCAGGCGCUGAGCUCUGCUCUCUGGGACAGCCUGCCGGAGUUCAAGAAGCAUUUGGGCAACCUCUCAGACAUUGGGUUUGAUUUUGUGGUAGUCCUGUGUGGAGCCAGGAGUUGGACUCGAUGAUCCUUGUGGGUCCCUUCCAACCUGGGAUGUUCUAUGAUUCCGUAACAGAAAUGCUAAAUGUUUUAUAUCUUCAGUAUUUAACUUCAAAAAUAUCCAGUCUUGCUUUUAAAAGAAAAUUAGUGCACUUAAAGCUUUCUCUUAUGUAAAUCAUUGUACUGUUAAAUUAUGAUGGAUUUGUGUGAUUGUAUAUAGAUAUUAAUAAGGAAAAAUAAGGUAAUUGAAAAACUGCAACUACGUGAAAUUCAGGCUCUCCAAGGUUACCAGCAAGUAUCUUUAGUAGUUCAGUCCAAUGCAACAGAAAUUCUGCAUUUUCAUUACAUCAUGAUGACUGAAGGAAGAAAUCAGUGCCUUGAAUAAAAAUACUUGAAAGUGUGUCUUUGUAGAAAAGCUGGAGUGUUGAUUGAAAUAAGGUAUUUAUUUGACCUUCAUGACUUGUGAGUUUUGUGUUUUUUAAAAUUCUGUACUAAUUCAGAAGCUGUAAAGUUUUUUUCACUGUUAUGUUGUAGAAUUAAGUUGAAAUUAAAGUGCUUUUUAUUCAAGCUACUCUUCCUAUGAAGUACUUUUACUUUCAAGAGGCUUUUUCUCUGUCUUGCAAACAUACCUCUUAUGUACACUUAAAAACAAACCUAGCAGGAUGAUUUCAAAUGUCUUGCAGAAGCUGGGAUGCAAGUGAGACAGAGGUUAAAACUUUAAUUUAGAAGGGCGAGGAUGAUUCUUCUUGACAUUUGAGGGACAGGGACUUGGUCUGCUUUUGUUGUUGUUGUUUUCAUUUGUUUCUUCUAUUCUAUGAGCAAAGAUUAUUUAAAUGGCAGAGAGCUGUGUGGAGAGGGAGCUAUGAAGGGUCUGGUUCUCACUGUGAUGAAACCAUAUAACUUCAUUUAGGUUCUGCUGUUGGGAUGCUUUAAAAUCCCUGCAGUAUAGCACUAGUGAAGAAAGUCACAGUUGAGCACUUAACACCUUAGUAUGUGGCUUGUAUUGUUUAGAUGGAAAGAUGGGGAAUUUUUUUUUUUCUUCCUUGAGUACUACAGUGUUGCUUUAAGGACAUGGGAAUAUUUUUGUCUGCUCUUUGAGAUACUAAACCUCUUUUUUUUUUCCAUUGCAUAUGAUGCAAAGCCUUUCAAAUAUCUGAACAUUUAAAAGAUAUGUUUUAUAUUUGUUACUACAAAGUAUGGGAAGAAUUAGAACUGAAAGCACAUCAUCUGCAGCUGAUGUAGAUUGUGGAGAUUCUUCAUACACAGCAUCACCUAACAGAGUUCUUAACAAUAUUCAUGGGUUAUGAUCCUUUUUAAGUAAAAGGUAAAUGUCCUGUAAUAUUAUGAGAACAAAUAAAUACGCUGUGGAAGAAAUGCUAGCUUCAGAUUUCAAUUCAACAAAUAAACAGUGAUUGAAGAAUGUAUUUUCUCCCCUAUGAAGCCUAUUUCUCCUUGUAAAGCUUUUUCAUGGAAAAAUAAACAUUAAAAAUUUUAUCUUUUCUUUCAAA